AUGUCUGACCAUUCGAGACGGCGGUCGGAAAAAAUUGAACAGCUCGUACGGUCUAUCGUUGUGCAGACCUCUAGCAAGAGGUUCGAGAGGAUUCUCACUUGGACAAAGAAACAAGCAACUGCCGACCAUAUUUCUAUCGACAAGGAUGCUGUAUUGAACGCAUAUGAUGGCCUUAUUGAAAAAUUUGACGUUUUGGGAAGAUCGGAUUUAUCCAGUGCGUUGCAAGACCGCAUCGAGGAGUUGACGCCCAUGGUAGAUAACAAAGAUGGAUACUCGAGCGCGCAAUGUCUAGCUUUAAUCAAAGAUCUUUCUGUUGACCCAUGGCGAUACCCACUGGUGGAUUUAAAGGCAAGGGCUGACCUACCCAGAGCUGCAGGUGCGGUACCUCUGACUUGGAAGGAUAUAGUUGACAGUGAACCGCUUGAAGGGCCACACUGGGAAGAAGUAUCUGAAGAAGAGACUUUGUCCGGUCUGGAAACUGAAAGUGAUGAUAAUGGGGCAGAAAAUAGUGUACCAGAUCCGAGCAGGCCAGUGACACAGCCUGCGAGAAGACCAAGUGCUGCUCGGAAUCCAGCUCCGCAGGCAUUUAUAUAUCCAGAUCCCUACUCUGCCCUUGAGGCUAUUCGUCUACCUUCAUAUGGCCAAUCGCAUUUACCAUAUUGGAUGGUGAAGGAUGAUGGUAUCAGUACUCCUCCAGUUAUAUCCACAGCUGAUAUUCUGCGGGAGAUUGUCUUUGCAUUGUUAGGUCUGCCAAGUAGCGUGUUCACAAGAACUACCAUUGACAAUUUUAAUAUAGUAGUUGUCGAUGAAGCUGCUGUUUCUUUCUUCAACCUUCCACAUCUCUCUACCGAAGCCCUCUUGUCAAUACUAAGGGAAUUCGCUAACUUUGCUUCAAUAAUAGCGCAACUACGACAAUUUUCUUUAAUUUAUUUCGUUAUGGAGCACUUUCAAUCAUUUGAUUACAAGAAUAUUCUAGCUAUUCUAGACGAAAAUUGUCGUAAGAUAGAAACGAGUAUACUGGAAUUUCAAGAUGAACUUCAAAAUGAUAAAAAUUCUACAGUUUCACUUCUAUCUUUUGAGACAUAUUGCCGUCAAUUGUUACUUCCCUAUACCGCAGUAGUGUCCAUCAUCAAAACUGUUUGUGCAGAGAGUUAUAAGAAAGUCACAGUAGUGUCAUUGCUGGACACAUUAUAUGAUAGACUAUGUACCAGCGACAUUUCAGGCGACGAUUAUUACGACCUAUUAUAUGACAUCUUCUGCCGGGUUCUUCAGGACUAUAUAGAACAACUACGUCCAUGGUUGGAGAGCGGGAUAGUCCCUCAAACACGGUCAUUUGUUGUCGAGGCGGUACCUGAUAAUAGACUUCCGACAAGCUCUGGCCAAUUUAGAUUGGUGAAAGCAAACAUAGCUGAGUGUUUUAAUGGUUGCUCUAAACUGGUUUUGAGCGCGGGAAAGGCAGCCUAUAUUCUCAAAAUCUUAGCCUCUCCAGACAGUAUUAUAUCAGAUGGCAUAUCAAUACCGUCAAAGCUCGGAUUCUCUGAAACUAUUUCAGGUCUAGGAGGUAAAUCAGCGGGAAAUUUUGCAGACUCUCUAGAUCAAAUGCUACAUGCCUACUUUGGUAACAUUGAGCAGCGAAAUAAUGAGUUGCUAUAUAGGCGUAUUAUUUCUGAUUAUCAUUUGAAACAAAACCUUAUACAUCAAUUUGGGAUCUACUUUAUGUUUGAUGGAGUUUCCAGCGCUUUAUUUUUGGAACGGUUGUUCGAACGAAUAGACGACCGAUAUCCUAUUGAUAGAUAUUCCGUUGCUGAUAUUUUGGAAGAGACUUGGAGUUGCGAUAAGUUGUACCCGUUAUUCAAUAUUACCGCAGUAAUUGCCCAGGACGCACUGGAUUUUUCAAUAAAGAUUGACGUACCUUUAUCAACCACCGUAUUUAAAGAGAUAAUCACACACGACACCUUGGCGGUGUAUCAGUCGAUAUGGGAGCUACAAUUGCAUUGCCGACGAAUCUAUUAUCGUCUUUCCAGGAUGAGAGGAUUGCCGGUCAAAUUCUUAUUUAUUAACUUUCUCAAUGCAUAUAUGGUGUAUUUGCAGGAGUCUGUUCUCCGAAAAGAAUCCAAUCACUUGUUGUCAAAAUUGGAUUCACCAUGGCUCAGUUUUCAAGAGCUUAUAGAUGCUCAUCGAAUGCACCUUGAUAUUAUUUAUAAACGAAGUUUAAUGGGAACUCAUGCGAGGAAGGCACUGUGGGAGCUGCUUAGUUAUGGAUACACACUUGAUCAUACAGGUGCCCCAGAGCUCAGAGUUUUUACACAACUCUAUGAACAGUUGCAAGCUUCUUUUACAGGAAUAGAUGAUCCCGUAAUUCAGACCCUUGCUCAACUAUUAAGUCCAGACAGUCAAAUUAAAAUUAAGGAAAAUCAUGCUAUUUCAUGA
Sugiyamaella lignohabitans is the source of this 2430-nucleotide messenger RNA. RefSeq lists its product as uncharacterized. The record is from RefSeq and is a predicted model, not a curated record. Gene Ontology annotation, molecular function: gamma-tubulin binding; microtubule minus-end binding. Lineage: Eukaryota; Fungi; Ascomycota; Dipodascomycetes; Dipodascales; Trichomonascaceae. Gene Ontology annotation, biological process: mitotic cell cycle; meiotic cell cycle; microtubule nucleation. The transcript has a single exon. Gene Ontology annotation, cellular component: centrosome; spindle pole; equatorial microtubule organizing center. Bases 1 to 2430 code for a protein of 809 amino acids.